Sphaeramia orbicularis (orbiculate cardinalfish) is the source of this 6374-nucleotide messenger RNA. It is a transcript of the gene stim2b, whose product is annotated as stromal interaction molecule 2b. The transcript has 12 exons. The record is from RefSeq and is a predicted model, not a curated record. Gene Ontology annotation, molecular function: calcium ion binding; calcium channel regulator activity; protein binding. Gene Ontology annotation, cellular component: plasma membrane; endoplasmic reticulum. Gene Ontology annotation, biological process: intracellular calcium ion homeostasis; store-operated calcium entry; activation of store-operated calcium channel activity. The coding region runs from base 1001 to 3325 and encodes 774 amino acids. Lineage: Eukaryota; Metazoa; Chordata; Actinopteri; Kurtiformes; Apogonidae.
UGCGGGUUCCGGUGGCGGCGACUGGAGGGGGGGUUAGGGUACGGACGGACGGAUGAACACAGGCGGAUGUGGUGCGCGGUCGGUACCGGCCGGAGACGGAUGAGUGGAACCGGCGACGGAGGAGGAGAAAGAAGAGGAGGAGGAGGAGGACGCACCGGAUCAUGUGUGGUUUUCCUUUUUUUUUUUUUUUUUUUUUUUUCGUGAUGCGUUGGGAUUUGCUACUUCCCCGUGAAGAGGCGGACCCGUGAGCCGCUCUCCUCACUAUGCCCCAGCUGUCCCCGGUGUUUGGGUACUGUACGGGCUGGAAGUACCGGGACUGUUCUCACGCCGCCACUCGUGGGCCUACUUUCGGAUCUACCACAGCGGAUUCCUCUGCUGGUGUCAGCCGGUGACGGACCACCCUGCUCUGCUGUGGUGGUGGUUGUUGGUGGUGGAUUCUCCUCCGGGUUUUUUCCCGUGGGUUUUCUCUUGGACCGGGGGGUUCCUCCGGUGCUCCUGCAUGUGCGUCUCGUGCCCACUCGGAUCCUAAACCGGGUUUUCUCCCCCUCCCUCCCUCCCUCCCUCCUCCCCCCCACCCCCCUCGGACGCAGCAGUCAUGGGGGGCCGGCUCCUGCUCCUGCUCCUGCUCAGACCCCCUCAGGACCCUGCCGUCGGCUGGGGCUGGUGUCUGCUUCUGAACUAGAGGUGCACGCGGUGGAACUGUCAUGCUGCAGUUUUUUUUGUUUUUUUGUUGUUGUUUUCUUUCCACGCGCCUGUGGGCUCCCGUGGGUUAGUGUGUGACUGCUAAUGUUGCAGCUGUGAGCCGCUGAACUGCUCUCACUGCGGGGAUUCGGCUGCUGUUCUGUGGACUGGACUGGCUGUGGUUGUGUGGUCCAGUCCAGACCCUCACACAUUAUUAUCAGCAGCAUCAUCCUCCUCCUUUGAUUCCCCCCCCCCUUUCCCCCCCCUUCCCCCCCUCCCUCACCCCCUCCCACGGAUAUUUUUUCACCUUGUUUCCAUCAUGAGUAUCAUCCACCCGGUGCUCUACCUCCUGCUCCGUGGACUCGUCAUCUAUGCGGUACUGGGCUCCGAGUGCACCGGCUCCACUCACCUACCGGCGGAUGCAGCCAAUGUAGCCAGAACAGACCCCUGUCUUAAUGUGAUGCCGCCAUGCAUGGGCGAGGCCGACCGCUUCAGUCUGGAAGCCCUGCGCCACAUCCACAAACAGCUGGACGACGACAACGACGGAGGGAUAGAGGUCAACGAGAGCGUGGAGUUUAUAAUAGAAGACAUGAAGCAGCAGCAAACCAACAAACACAGCAACCUGCACCGUGAAGACCAGCACAUCACAGUGGAGGAGCUGUGGAAAGGCUGGAAGACAUGUGAAGUCCACAACUGGACGACGGACGACACGGUGCAGUGGCUGAAGGAGGCGGUGGAGCUGCCUCAGUACGAGAAGAACUUCCGGGAGUUUCGAGUCACGGGGAACACGUUACCUCGAAUAGCGGCCAACGAGCCGUCGUUCAUGUCGAUGCAGUUGAAGAUCUUAGACCCGCGGCACAAACAGAAGUUAAACCUGAAGGCGUUGGACGCCGUUCUGUUCGGUCCGCCACUACGUCCACAACACAACUGGAUGAAAGACUUCAUCCUGAUGGUUUCCAUAGUGAUCGGCGUGGGCGGCUGCUGGUUCGCCUACGUCCAGAACAAGUCCAGUAAAGUCCACAUCUCCCAGAUGAUGAAGGACCUGGAGAGUCUGCAGCACGCCGAGCAGAGCCUGUUCGACCUGCAGAGCCGGCUGGAAAAGGCUCAGGAGGAGAACCGGACCGUCGCCGUGGAGAAGCAGAACCUGGAGCAGAAGAUGAGGGACGAGAUCACAGGCGCCAAAAACGAAGCCCAUCGGCUCCGGGAGCUGAGGGAGGGGGCGGAGUGUGAGCUGAGCCGCCUCAAGUACGCCGAGGAGGAGCUGGUCCAGGUCCGUAAGGCCCUGAAGCGAGCGGAGAAGGAGAUGCAGUCGGAGCGGUCGGUGCCAGAGGCCCUUCAGAAGUGGCUCCAGCUCACCCACGAGGUGGAGGUCCAGUACUACAACAUCAAGAAGCAGAGCGCCGAGUUCCAGCUGUGCGUCGCCAAGGACGAGGCAGAGAAAAUAAAAAAGAAGAGAGGUUCUGUUUUUGGAACUCUACACGUCGCCCACAGUUCGUCGCUGGAUGAGGUCGACCACAAGAUACUAGAAGCAAAAAAAGCCCUGUCGGAGGUGACGGCGUGCCUCAGGGAGCGUCUGCACCGUUGGCAGCAGAUUGAGAAGCUGUGUGGUUUCCCUGUGGUCAAUAACUCGGGCCUGCCCAGUCUGACGGCCAGCCUGUACUCAGACCACAGCUGGGUGGUGAUGCCCCGGGUGUCCGUGCCCCCCUACCCCAUCGCAGGAGGCGUGGACGACCUGGACGAGGACACGCCCCCCAUCAUUCCGCAGUUCACAACGGCGGCGUUGAUCCGACCCCCCCUGACCCGGAACAGCAGCCUGUGUCGGUCCCGCCGGAGCCUCCUCAGCUCCCCCCAGUCCUCCAUGAUGUCCCCAGACCCGGACCUGCUGUCCAUGGCCAGCUCGUCCCUCUCCUAUCGCCCCGAGGCCGACGACGAACAUAUCAUGUUCAGCUCGGAUAGGAGGGGGUAUGUAGCUGUGGCCGGAACGCCGCGGAAUGGUUUUACAGUUUGGACUUACAGGGAGGCUCCUCAGGACGCCGGCUCUGACACUGACUCCCUGAACUCGUCCCUGGGUCGUAAGUCUCUGCAGAACCCGCCCGGCUCGGAGACGCCGUACCGGAAGAUCUCCCGCGAGGAGCUGCUGCUGUUCAGCCAGAGCGCCGAGCUCCCAGUGUCCAGCCCCGCCCCCACACCAACCCCCAGCACCCACACCAGCAGUGGCAGCAGCAGCGGGAGCCUCAGGGACUCCGCCUCCACACCUCCCCCUCCGGCCCCGCCCCCGUCUGGGCCGCCGUCCACCUCGCCGUCCCCAGCGCUGGAGCACCACUCCUUCGCUCACAGCGGCUCGCCCGACCUCACCCGCAUCAUCCCCGAGUCCCAAAGCGCACAGUUCUCACAGGGGGGCGUGGCCUCUCCGACAGGGAAGGGCGUGUACAACGGCGUCCUGGAGAAGUCCUACAGCUUCGGCCAGCUGCCCGCCAGCAUGCUGCCCGCCGUGGGCCGCCACCCGUCGCUGACCUCCCUGGACUCGGGCGUGGGGCGGGACUACAAGCUGCAGAGCACCUCCUCCCAGGACUCCAGCGACAAUGGAGAGAAAAUGAAGCGCUCCUCUUCCAAAAUCAAAAGUCUAUUUAAGAAGAAGAAAUAAAACUUACAGCGCCAGGUAGAGAGAAAAGUCCGUUACACAGAGUGGUUUUAGCGCUAAUACUAAAAAUGGACAUGGCUGAAGCUAAAACAUGUCGUUUUCUCUCUUUUUUUCGUCAUCGGAGAUGGAAUGUAGCUCAGUCUGAGAGGCUUUCAAAGCCCCUGACUGGUAGCCUUAUUUUCAACAAUGCCUUUUUAUUUAGUUCACUCAUAGCCUCACGGGGGGAAACCUGCAGGUCAACCAAGUGUCAAUGAAAGGUCAAAGGUCGUGGCCGUUGUCGUCCAGACCGCCGACGCUCACGGACCCUUCACUGUCUGUUAUGUUUGAGUUUGAACCAAAAAGCCACUAUGUGUAGGGUCUAAAGGUGCAGUCCAUGCCAUGAUGCGUUUACUUACCUGUGUGUAUGUAGUGUUUCACCGUUUCUACUGAAGUGACUUUUCAGUAACAGAACAAACAACGUCACAGAUUUAUUCACUUUGGCCAAAUUAACCCUUCGCUAAGUCCCUUUAACGUCGAUACGUCUGAAAAAAACUGUUUUUACAGGUUUUACGUCCGAUAUAUUAAAGGAAAUAAGAAUAAGAGCACUUUUCUGUAGUAACAGUCAUGAACGGACCUCGCACUGAGGCUAGAUGCUAACGUUAGCAAACAAAGGCUGUUGGACAUUCAAUGACAGCGGUUUUAAGGGAAGGAAGAGAAAAUCUUUGCAAUAAUAGAUAAAACAGUAAAUAUCAGACGUUAGCUUGUUUAGCACACUGUUUUUAGCCAAUGAGGGAUGUGUGCUUCGACUUAAAGUUGGGUCGUAUGUUAAUACUUGAGGCUAAAGUAAAGACAAUAUAUCAUAAACGAAACACCAGAAAGACACAUUUUCCUUUGUUCGCUAAAAGCUGUGUGCUAAACUAACUAUUGUUAGUUUCCUUUACGUGAUUUACACUAUUUUGUCAGACUUGAAUGGUACAAAACUACCUAAACUUAACUUUAAUAACGUCAUUAAUAUUCAAUUCUGUCUGUUUUGUAACGAUGCUAAGCUAAGCUAGCAAAUGGAUGCUAACAUUGUCAUGUGGAACUAAAUUCAAUCAAAUUGUGCUUAAACAUGUUCUAGUCGAUAUUUCACAACUACAUGCAUCGUUAUUCUCUUUAGAAAAUGUUUUAUUCUGUAGUUAAUACAGUUUUAAGUUCUCAAACAGCCUCAAAUUAAAAUACAAUAAAGUAAAAACCUAAGACCCACGUUCAUUAUCACAGAGUAACCUUUGCUAAUGUAGCAUUGGUGAGUGGGAGGGGCUUAGCGAAGGGUGGUCUAGGUUUCGUUUUCCAGACGCUGGAUUGCAUCUUGUGAAGUGUUUUAGGGCCUUCCUGAACUCCUGUACUUGAUUAAUUUCCUUUGGAAAAAAAAACUCCUGCUAAACGUUUGUUGCACUACUGCUUUCCUAGUGUUUACGGGAAAGAGCCGCUGCUCGCGGAAGAAACUUCUAGAGAUGAGAGGAGGUGAUGGGCGGCGGCACCGCAGACGCCACAGACGACGCCAGAGCCACAGUUUUCUGAUGCGUCCUCAGUGCCAACGCUUAUCACCGCCUCAAUAUAUGAAUAUAAAUAAAUAUAUAUAUAUAUAUAUACUUUGUUUUCACAUCCUUUUGUUGUAGAUGUUUUUGAAUAGAUUUCUACGGAUGGAGGUUCAACAGCUGAAGGUUAUUGAAUAUGCAGAUUUAACCCAUCAAUGACCUGAUCAUCGUCCAUGUAAUCGAUACUACUUGAGUAACUGCAUCCUGUAGCCACACCUCCAUGUUCUGUCUUAAGCCCCGCCCCUUCGACCGCUCGGUGUCGCCGUCGGAUUUGGGUCAAACUGUGCAAAUAUUUGUCACAUUUAAGUAAAACUAAAUUGUUCACAAGUGAUUUUUUUUUUCAUUCUUUAACAACAAAUGUUCACGUUGUAGUGUAACCUAAAUAAGUACAAAUACAGAAGUUUUAAGUAUUUUUCUAAUAUUUUUAAUUUUACUUCCUCAAUUUUAACAAGUGUCUUUACUUUCAAAACAGGGUCAUUUUAGUUUUAAGGCAUUUGAGUGAAAUUAAUGAGUUUUUAUUUGGCUAAAUGGGUAAAAUAAUGAUAAUAGAAAAUCCUUCAUUACAUCGAACAUGUUGUCGUUUUUUGUUCAGUUUAAUGUAAAUGUUUUCAUGUAAUUGUACUUUUUUUUACACAAACUAAAGUUUACAUGUCGGAGUUGAUCUGGUGAAUGAAGUUAAACUACGAUUUCAGUCAAACUAACACGUUUAGACGCACUUUUAAAGUCCAGUGUUUGUCAGAUUAACGCAAUAAUUUGAUACUGAUGCUAAUUGUAAGACAAUUCAUUCUGUCGGAGUCGUUUUAUCAUGUGGGCGGAGUUUCGUUAAAAAUACAGAAGAAGGAAAUACCUGUUUGUAAACGUAUCUGUCGUUGUGGACGUCGAGGCGUUAAAUCGCGUUUUCCCGUCGUUCGUCUCUGGGUUCAGUUUCUCUUUUUAAGACAUUUUCAAGUUCAUCAUUUUUUUUCUGUAUCGUAAAAUUCCGUCUCCGUCGUGACCCAGAUCCGACGCCGACACAGAGUUUCGCCGCCGCUGCUCUCUAAGCUCGACGCCGACCCGUGCAAUACGACCCCUGACCCCCGUGACCUUUGACCCCUGACCUCCGGGCUGCACCGAGCGCUGAUGUCAACCGUCCUGCUUCACACUGUGACUUCUGCCUCCUCCAUCGCUUCAUCCUGGACCGGGUUCUGCUCGACGGGUCAUGUGACUUUACCGUUUCCGUGGCGAUGCGCCGGAACAGUCAGGGCGUCGACGCGGCGACAGGACGAUGCGAUGACGCCAGGAUUCAGUGGCCUCUGUUUUAACAGAAAGAAAAAGAUAAAUAUAUAUAUUAGCUAUUUGGAAAUUGACGGACUGAACAGCACACGUUGAAGGAAGACGACGACGAAGACGAGGAAACGAAUGUUUACGAGACAUUAGGGUUUUUUGACAACAUUUUGUGUGUGAAUAUUUGUAUACUGUAGAAGAAUUAAUAAAAAAAAUGGAGACGUUUCAAAGCC